This is a messenger RNA of Seminavis robusta, 1653 nucleotides long. The record is from the annotation of a GenBank genome assembly. Lineage: Eukaryota; Bacillariophyta; Bacillariophyceae; Naviculales; Naviculaceae.
AUGAUGACACCACAAGUAGAAGUGAUGGAGCUUACGGCGGCUUCGGCGGCGGCGCAACAGCAACAUCAGCACAUGUUGUUGGAUUUGCAAGCCCAACGCUUGGCAAGUUCGAUGGACGUUCCGACACUGCCCGAUCAAGUCCGUGUGGCGUUGCGAGAAUUGAAUUGUCCGGUUCGAUUGUUUGGAGAGAAUUUGGCCAAUGUACGAGAUCGAUUGCGUCUGGAAUUGGCCAAACGACAGGUCUACGGAGACCACUAUGGGAGUAGUACCGAUGCCGCUCUAGCACCCGAGACGAGCAGCAGUAGUGCUGCAGCAGCCGAAAAGGAAGAAACCAAAUACACGCGCGCGAUUCCGGCAUUGAUUGCCGCCCGUGAGAGGAUUGCCACGGCGUCUCUGGAACACUCGCGUCAACGAUUGGACAAAGAACGUCAAUUGCGCGCUUCCUACAAGGCACUCUACAAAAAGCGCAAAGCUGUCACAGAAAAUGAAAAUGUGGAUCCCAAUUCAUCCUUGGCAGAAGAACUCGACAAGUCGUGUUGUCGACUCUACCAAUCCUUGCAAAAAACGGCACUGGCGGGAUCGCAAUAUGGGGAUGAUCGACCGCUCAGUGCCAUGGGGACAUUGCGCGACAAGGUCUUUACGGCCAGUUGGAGUGCCACCUUGCAAUGGUGGGAUGGUAGUAGUCCCACUCUGGAUCUAUUAGGAAAGAAACGACAGGCUCAUGAAGAUCGAAUCAUGGGAGUUGAUGUCUUUGAAAGCAACAACAACAAUACCAUUUUGGCGGCCACGGCAUCCAUUGAUUUGACGGCCAAGAUUUGGAAAAUAAGAGAGGCCGAUAGUGUGAUGGAGGAUGCCAAUGAACGAGACGACAACAAACCAAAGAAGGAGGACGAGGAGGAAACUCCCUUGACUCAUGUCUUUGAGGAAGUUGCACAUCUCCAAGGACACGCGGCUCGACUCUGCAAAGUUGCCUUUCAUCCACUGGGAGAUUGGGUCGCCACAACGAGUCAUGAUCAUACGUGGAGAUUGUGGGACAUUGAAACUCAGCAGCAAUCCACAUCAACGGAAAACCAACAAGAGAUUCUCUUGCAAGAUGGACACGCCGACAAGGUAUUUGGCAUUGAUUUUCACCCCGAUGCCGGAUCACUUUGUGCGACCACCGAUUACAGCGGCAUGAUUCAUCUCUGGGAUCUUCGAACUGGCAAGACAGUCAUUCAGUACUAUGGACAUGCCGGUCGAGUAUUGCAGGCAAAAUUUGCUCCUACCAAUGGCUUUCAAUUGACUUCGGCGGGCGAUGAUGGAUGUCUCAAAGUGUGGGAUUUGAGACAUCGACGUCGUGUCAAGGGAGCCCCGGAGCCGAGACGGACCAUUCCAGCCCAUUCGAGACUCGUCACACAACUCGAGUACUUGCCGGACAGUGAUGAAUGCGUCGUUACCAGUAGUUUUGAUGGAACUGCCAAGAUUUGGUCCACGCGAGGGGAUUGGAAACUAUUGCAAACGUUGGAAGGGCAUGAAGGAAAAGUAACGGGAGUGGGUGUCGUGGUGCAAUCGUACGAUGACGCGGUCAAAAUGAACGACCAAGACCACCACAACCGACAUGGGGUUGUCACGUGCGGCUUUGACAAGACGCUCAAAUUGUGGAGGUACAGGUAG